Molecule: messenger RNA, 405 nt
Organism: Cryptosporidium ubiquitum
Lineage: Eukaryota; Apicomplexa; Conoidasida; Eucoccidiorida; Cryptosporidiidae
Exons: 1
Coding region: 1-405 (134 amino acids)
Biological process (GO): retrograde vesicle-mediated transport, Golgi to endoplasmic reticulum
Cellular component (GO): endoplasmic reticulum; SNARE complex
Molecular function (GO): SNAP receptor activity
Source: RefSeq, a predicted model, not a curated record
AUGAUUGAUGAUCAAGAAACGAACGAAUUGCAAAACCAACUUUUUGAGACUAAAAAUAAAAUGAAACAGGAAGUGGACCGUUUUCAUAAAUCCGAACAACUUCUUUCUGAAGAUGGAAAUUCACUGCUUCAAGCAAAUGAUACCUAUAAACAAUAUGGAGACAAACUCUCAAGCAACUUCCAAAAAUUCCUAACUAUUAAAAAGAAAUCUGAACAAGAAACUCUUUUCUUAUGGUACUCAUUUUAUUUCCUUGUAAUUGUUUCACUAUACAUAAUUCUUCGUAGAAUAGGAAUCAUCUAUAUUCUAAUCCAAAAACCUAUUAUUCUCAUAUUUAGAACCAUCAAAUAUAUUUUUACAUUCUUCCUAAUUAAAAACUCAGAUGGUUCCAUAAAAUCUGAACUAUGA